GAAAGACCGGAGGCAAAGCCAGAGCUAAGGCCAAGACUCGCUCAUCCCGUGCCGGGCUUCAGUUCCCCGUGGGUCGUGUCCACAGACUGCUGCGCAAAGGCAACUAUGCGGAGCGUGUGGGAGCCGGCGCCCCCGUUUACCUGGCAGCUGUGCUCGAGUACCUGACCGCUGAGAUCCUGGAGCUGGCUGGCAACGCAGCCCGCGACAACAAGAAGACUCGUAUCAUCCCACGUCACCUGCAGCUGGCUGUGCGCAACGACGAGGAGCUCAACAAGCUCCUGGGGGGAGUCACCAUCGCUCAGGGUGGUGUGCUGCCCAACAUCCAGGCUGUGCUGCUGCCCAAGAAGACCGAGAAGCCCGCCAAGGCCAAGUAAACGCAAAGCGCUCGGCUUCAC
This is a messenger RNA of Haplochromis burtoni (Burton's mouthbrooder), 395 nucleotides long. Its product is annotated as histone H2A. Gene Ontology annotation, molecular function: protein heterodimerization activity; DNA binding; structural constituent of chromatin. Gene Ontology annotation, cellular component: nucleosome. The record is from RefSeq and is a predicted model, not a curated record. Lineage: Eukaryota; Metazoa; Chordata; Actinopteri; Cichliformes; Cichlidae.